AUGAACUCAAUUGCUCAGAAAUAUACACACACAAACAAUAAUCGCAUACUCAAUGAAAUAACUUCAGCAAGGGAUGGGUUAGCCUCAACGCACCAGCUUGAAUUGGCGCCAUCUAUCCAAUUACCCCCAAUUUCACAACCUACUGACUUCUUAAGAGCACACACAGAUGAUGCCACCAACCCAGAUUGUAAAAUCAAGAUUGCCCAUGGUACUACGACACUUGCCUUUAGAUUCCAAGGUGGGAUUAUCGUUGCUGUUGAUUCCAGAGCCACUCAGGGGAACUGGAUUGCCAGUCAGACUGUGAAGAAGGUGAUCGAGAUCAAUCCUUUCCUUUUGGGAACCAUGGCGGGUGGUGCAGCCGAUUGUCAGUACUGGGAAACCUGGUUAGGUACCCAGUGUAGAUUGCACGAGUUGAGAGAGAAGGAAAGAAUCUCAGUGGCCGCUGCUUCUAAGAUCUUGGGUAACUUGGUUUACGAAUACAAGGGCAUGGGGCUCUCUAUGGGUACCAUGGUUUGUGGUUACACUAAAAAGGAAGGUCCUACAAUUUACUAUGUUGACUCUGACGGGACAAGAUUGAAGGGAGACUUGUUCUGUGUUGGAUCUGGUCAGACCUUUGCCUAUGGUGUGUUAGACUCCGAAUACAAGUGGGACUUGACCAUUGAGGAAGCUUUAUAUCUUGGUAAGAGAAGUAUUCUUGCCGCCACGCACAGAGAUGCCUACUCAGGAGGUUCAGUGAACUUAUUCCAUGUUGCUGAAGAAGGGUGGGUCUUCCACGGUAACCAUAACGUUGGAGAUAUCUUUUACGACAUCAAGGAGAAGGAAAAGAGUUUCAACAAUGUUGAUGGUUGA
Messenger RNA from Dujonia railenensis, 849 nucleotides. The record is from the annotation of a GenBank genome assembly. NCBI's taxonomy places the organism in Eukaryota, Fungi, Ascomycota, Pichiomycetes, Serinales, Debaryomycetaceae.